ACGGCUCCUCCAGCUUUGGUUUCAGUUCAAUUUCAUCAGUCGACCUCGCCGGUUCUGUUUGUAUCUUCAAAAUACCCACAUUUUCAGACCAAUUAAGCCCUUUAUUGUUGCUGUUUUUGUUUUUUUUUACUGUGUUCCGCUGUGAACCCCAAUUUUUUGUCUUCGAGCCGUAAUUAACGUGGGAUAACCAGUGGUAUCGACGUCUUUGGCUAAAAAAAAACAGCUGUGUGUUAACAAAGUUCGGCCAGAACAAACUUUUCAGCAGAAACGGCCACGUUUGUUUGGAUUUUGACUCGUUUAAGGCAAACUCUACCUUGAGCUUCCAGCAAGUCCUGGCUCCUGUUUGGUGUUCUGCUUGCCUUCACAAUCGCCGCCAGCUGGCCGACGGGGACAUCGGCACUGCCACGUCGUUCCCGUGGCUCGGAGCUAGCUAUCCAUAAAAGGGGAGACGCCACCAGUACAGGUACAGAGACAUCACUGCCAUACGUACACUUGCCACACCGGCGACGACCCCACCCCACCGCCAAUCCUGUGAAGCGUUUUCGGAGACAUCGUCGCACCACCCGAAACCUGAAAUCUGAAAUCUUCCCAACCACACCACGGUCCGUGGAGGAGGAGAUUUUGGAGCCCAGUUUCCGGAAUAUAUCGAUGAUCGGCACCUCCACCCGGGGAAAGUGUGCUCGGAAAAUGUCGAACGCCCCGCUGAACGCCGCUCUGCUGAGGAAUGCCUUCGAGGUGGUCCAGGACACCAAGGAGGCCAUCAUCUGUCUCACCGAUGAAUGGUUGGACUACACUUGCAACAAGACUAUGGAGCAGGCGCUGCACGAAACCAAACUGCAUCGGCUGUAUCUGGAGCAUCCUCUCAAGAACGAGGUGGCCCAGGUGCAGUUCAUCGACAAGGCCUUCGAGUAUCAUGGUGAAGUGGGCGGUGUUGACCAGGAGAUGCCACGGAUUCUGGCCGCUCUCAAUGUCCUUGAUGAUUUCGUGAAGCAUCUGAAGCUAACUGGAGAAUUUGCAUCUGCCUCAAGGGAAUAUACUCACAAGCACAUCUCCGAAAAGGUCAGUCACAAUGUGGUUAAGGCUUUGGAGCUGUCCCAGUUGGAGGAGUGUGCCACACCGGACUACAAGUUCAAUGAGAGGCAUGCCACACUGCAGUUCGCCGCCUACGCCGAGACCAUCAAGGUCCUGACCAUCGUCGAGCGCAUCUACGGCAAGUGGACGGAGGACUAAAAAGUCCACGGAUUUAAUUGGAACUUCAAGAAGAGAGAAAAAAAAAAGAAAAACAAAUACAAAACGACCAUUGCAAUCUCAAAGCUGCUAGGCUAGGUAAUCCCACCCAGACCCCCACUCUUAGCUAUAAAUUAUUUAUUUAACUUAUUAUUCCACACGAAAAAACAAAAAAAAACCCAACGAAUUAUUUAUAUCCAUAACACCAUCCCCACCCCCACCCCAUUACAUAAUGCACUCUAUUUAUAAACAUCC
Messenger RNA from Drosophila ananassae, 1482 nucleotides. RefSeq lists its product as uncharacterized. The transcript has 4 exons. The record is from RefSeq and is a predicted model, not a curated record. Lineage: Eukaryota; Metazoa; Arthropoda; Insecta; Diptera; Drosophilidae. Bases 649 to 1230 code for a protein of 193 amino acids.